Molecule: messenger RNA, 456 nt
Organism: Melitaea cinxia (Glanville fritillary)
Lineage: Eukaryota; Metazoa; Arthropoda; Insecta; Lepidoptera; Nymphalidae
Exons: 2
Coding region: 22-342 (106 amino acids)
Source: RefSeq, a predicted model, not a curated record
UUGCGUAAUGUAUUAACAUGUAUGAAAGAUUGUGAAGUGUGGUUUGCCCCAACAGAUGAUAAUUUUAUGAGUUGUAUGAUGAGUAGUUAUGAUGAGUUGUGUGAUUUCCCUGACAUUAAUCAUAUUCUAGAUGAACGUGUAAAAAAUGAAGUUCAAAAUUUAGUAACCAAUUACCAACCUCAACAAAUCAAAGAAGCGCCUAUCCAAAUGAAAAUUAUAUUAAAAGAUGACAUCCCCAUAAGGUCAAGUCCACGUCGUAUAUCACUAACAGAGCAAGGUGAGGUAGAAAAGCAGAUAAAAGAAUGGUUAGACAGAGGAGUUAUUCAACAAAAGAUGAAAUAGAAGCUUUAAUAAGAUUAAAAGAAGUUUUAAAAGUAGCGUCACAAUAUGGAUUAAUAAUAAACUGGAAGAAAGCCAAUUUGAUAACAAAAAGUAUUACAUUCUUAGGACAUGAGA